Messenger RNA from Dovyalis caffra, 453 nucleotides. The record is from the annotation of a GenBank genome assembly. NCBI's taxonomy places the organism in Eukaryota, Viridiplantae, Streptophyta, Magnoliopsida, Malpighiales, Salicaceae.
AUGGAAGCGCACCAGCCCGACAACGUGCCGGCGCAGGCGCCUGUUGCAAAUCAACCGGUCGACCUUAACCGGACACCGAGUCCUAACCCGAUGCUUUCCUUACUAAUGGACCAACUUGAAGAGGCAAACAGGGACCUCGAAAUUUUGGAGAGUAGACCCCCCACCACUCCAGCCGAAGUUCGGGCCAACUUAGAGGAAGUGAGGGUUUUAGGGGAGCGCAUUGACAAAAUUAUUGAGCGAAUCAAUGAAUGCCGGGCCCUGGAUGAGGUUAGACGAGAGGAAGAUGCCCAAGAACGAGCGGAAGUCGAGGCUCGGGCUCAACGGGUCGACCCAACUAUACGGGGCCGCUUCGAGGAGACCCAAGCUCGAAUACAGGCCUUCCGAGAAAGACUUCCCAUUCUCCAACAAGAGAAUUGGGAGCAAUUCAACCGGGAUCGGGGGAGACAUAGGUAA